AUGAAAGGAAGGAACCUUUCAGUACAGCACUUGGUCUGCCCUGAAAGUCGAGAGCAUAUUCAGGUCCUCGUAGGCACGGAUCAAUACUGGGAUCUCCUAACAGGAAGAGUUUGGAGACUGGGAAGCAGUUUACGGGAAGUGGAAACAAGACUCGGAUGGACAGUUCAUGGAGUGUGCCCAGAAAGUGGAAUAAUCAAGCACUGUAAUCAAGCUCUGGUGUUACGGAUAGCAGUGGAUGAAUUAGAAACAGAUACGACAUUGAAGAAGUUUUUGCAGCUGGGAUCCAUUGGAGUGGCACCUGACGCCGACGAUGAAAGGGACAAUACAGUGCUACGUCAGUUCUCAGAAACUGUGAAACUGAAGGAAGGGCGUUACGAAGUAGCGCUCCCGUUCAAGUCUACAGUGGACUUGGGAAGUAACAAAGAAGUAGCUCUGAAGAGGCUUAAUCAGUUGACUAGAAGACUCACUCGUAAUCAGGAGCUAUUGAAGAGGUACGACGAAACUACACGAAUGGACAGUGAUGAGGGCAUGGCCGAGAGAGUAUACAGUGACGAGGAAGACGUCGUGUACUACAUGCCACAUCAGGCGGUUCUCAGAGACUCGAGCACCACAACAAAACUUCGGGUGGUAUUCGACUGUUCGUCAAGCUGCGUCACUGCCAAAUCGCUCAAUCAGUGUUUAGAAGCAGGACCGAAUCUAAAUCCGGAUGUUGUGGAAUUGUUAAUGAAUUUCCAGAUAAAGAAAAUCGCCCUGGUGGCCGACGUACAAAAAGCCUUUUUACAAAUAGAAGCGAUGGAAGAAGAGUACCCAGAGACGGCGAGCCGCCUAGGGAAACACAUGUACGUCGACGACCUGGUCAUCGGAGCCACUGAUGUGCAAGAGGCAAAGAAGAUCGCUAAAGAGGCAACAUAG
This is a messenger RNA of Ornithodoros turicata, 912 nucleotides long. RefSeq lists its product as uncharacterized. NCBI's taxonomy places the organism in Eukaryota, Metazoa, Arthropoda, Arachnida, Ixodida, Argasidae. The transcript is spliced from 2 exons. The record is from RefSeq and is a predicted model, not a curated record. The coding region runs from base 1 to 912 and encodes 303 amino acids.